UCCUGGCCUUACGUUGCCUUUCCGUGGCUCCUCCGCUCAUUUUGAUCGAGAGAGCACCCAACAUUGCCCCUCCGCUGGCUGCUUCCCACCGCUCUGGACGAGAGUUUUGUCCCUAGCUAGUUUUGUGUCAAGAUUAUUGUCGCCUUUCCGAGGAAACUGUUAGUUUGCUUGCUUGGCUUCCUGGAAGCUGUAUCCCCAAGGCCGUUGUCUCUCUCUUCAAGGUUACCAUCGUGCUGGAUCCUCACCCCACCGCUGUCGCCAGUACCCAUCUGCCACCAGGACGCUAGAUAUGCUCGUCGCAAUUCAAUCGUCGCUCACCAGAAUCAUAGAAUCGCUUGGCUUCUUGGUGGUGGUGGUCGAUUAUGCGCGAAGAUCAUCAAAACUGGGUUAAGUCUAAGGGCGAUAGUUUUAAACAUCAUUCGGAUCCGCUGCUCGUGCCGGAUGUUAAAUUCCAGAACGGUUCCAGCCUGCCGGAUUGUUUUCCAGGUUUCAGGAGCUUUGGGUGCGGUGUGAAGGUUGUGAGUUAGUUGCAGGGAGUGUGGAUCAUAUAAAGAGUUUCGUUGGAGUUUAGCAUUAGCGAUUCAGAAGUUGGUGGUAGCGAGAGAGAGGGAAGGUUUAGAUUCUUCACUGGUUUAUCUGUUGUCGCGGCUACGAAGACUAUCGCGAAUUUAAAGCUAGAGUGUGGAGCCAUGGAAAUCUUAUAGUUUGGUGCAGUUAGAUCCGAUCUUUACAGUCGCAAAGGAUACAUCUCCGUGUACGCCCUGCAGACUCAAGUGUAGCUUCCAAUUGUAGCUGUUUAUGUUGAUCCCCGAGCAUUGUGGGUGGAACUGAGCCUUGAGGGUUUUGCAAACGGAGCCGUGGGAUCAAGAGCAACACACGCUGAGAGUCUUUCGCUUAGGUCUUCACGAUGUUUCAGAUGAAGUCCAAAUAUAUGAAUCCGGGGAUUUCGAGUCCCGGGCCGUAUCAAAAUCGGGCACAGCCCUCCGUGUACGCGCAUGACAAACUGUCCCCACCCUACGGGAUUACUCAGACCAUGAACGGAGGCGACAUGGUGUCCUUGAGUCCAGCCGAUCCCAAGCCUCGCCUGCGAUGGACCCCGGAGCUUCACGAGCGCUUCGUAGACGCCGUGACCCAACUUGGAGGGGCUGACAAGGCUACUCCGAAAUCCGUGAUGCGCGUCAUGGGAGUGAAAGGGCUGACUCUCUACCAUUUGAAGAGCCACCUCCAGAAAUACAGGCUUGGAAAGCAGCUUAACAGAGAUCAGCAUCUUCAAAACAAAGAUGGAAGUUUGCAGCGAUCGAACUCUCUCUCAGAUGGUAUGCAACAAUUGAAGCCGCAAAACCUUCAGGAUGGCAUGCAAAUGAGUGAGCAGCUUCAGCUACAGCUGGAAGUCCAGCAGCGGUUACAUGAUCAACUAGAGGUGCAAAGGCAUCUGCAAAUGCGCAUUCAAGCGCAAGGGAAAUACUUGCAAUCCAUUCUAGAGAAAGCGAAAGAAACUCUUGCCAGUCACACGAUGGAGUCCCCGAGCUUGGAAGCUGCACACGCGGAGCUCUCAGAGCUGGCUACCAAAGUGACUACGUUGGGUAUGUUCCCUUCCGGCUUCUCCAACAUCAACAUGCCGGGGAUGGCGCAGCCUGACCCCCUCAUGGCUCUCCACCCGCAGCCUCGACAGCCAGCUCGAAACUCGGAUGCUUCCCCGCAGAAGAGCUUUCUCAACACGAACGCUGAGGACAACAAGGGAGUGUCCGGGAGUGGCGAUCCUCAAGGCGCAUCCGGUAACUACAUGAGUAACUCGGAGUUUGCCUUUUUCCAUCAGCUUCCAAAUGAUGCAUUCAGACUAACCAAUUGAAGCACUUUUAUUUCAAUCUAAGUCCUUCCGUUGAUCUGCAAGUUUUGUCUGGGAGACGGCGACGUGGGAUCAUGUGAAGUCAUUGCUAGAUUUGAAAUGUGUAAACGUAUCAAAAAAGAAAAACAGUCAUUAAGUAUUCAGAUCAAGGUUGCAAUUUAUAAGCUUCCUCAGCAGGGCUCAGCAGCUGGGGAUGGUGUCGCUGUGUAGAGUUGAGUUUGGGUUUUUUUUUUUUUUUUUUUUUUUUUUUUUUUCCCUUUAUUUCGAAAAACAGAUUAUAAAGGAUAGCAGAGAAGAGGCGAUUCGGUCUUAGGAAGUUCGCUUGCACACAGUUUGUGAGAUCCCCGAUCGGUUCUGGCCGCGAGCCGCCAACUGAAGUGGGUAUUCUCAUGAUUCUUGUUCAGAGGUUGAGGAUGGUGUUGGGUAGGGCUUUUCCACACAAUUUCAAGAAGAGAUGAGUGCUAACUGCCUGCACCCGGAUGGAUCUUACAAUGCUAAAUCCAACCAAUCUCGCCUUGCACAUGCCGCCGUCGCUAAUUCUACAACGUCAGAUGCUCUGGCGGGUAUCACUAUGUCAUCCUCAACUUAUUGUAAGUCAGUUGCAAGUUUCUGGCGAGUUAGCUCCUAUCAAAGCAUGCUGGAGUCUUCGUCGACGAUGUUCCGUGUUUUAACCGAGCCUAACGACAACAAUGCAAACCAAUUUGCGAACGCUAUGGUCACGGAGAUGCUGAUCCAGCAGCACCUCUUGGGAUCCACCAGUUGAGCAUCGACGGCGUGCCAAGUGGCCGGCUGGAUGGAUCAAUGCAUGCCGGGUUUGCGUCCUUGCAGGAUACGAAUGGAGGAGAAUUUGGACGAUUCGGUGCAGGAUGUGGAGGCGGUGCUCAGUCUCCUGGACUAGCAAAACCCAUCUCAUAAUCAUCAGCUUCUAGCAGUGUAGAGGUGGCCAGCGUGACUCAAACCACAGAUACGAGCGGCAAAUCUCCUCACGAACCUGUGCAGAUAUUUUUCCAGGAUCUCGCGUCCAGAUUGCCACAUCCGAAGCGACAAUGCCCCUUGAUGCUCCUAAACGGUGCCACGAAAACGUUCAUGUGGAGGAAGUGAGCUGGAGAACGGGUUGAAGCAUCUGUGGAGUAUGGCGUUCGUGCAAGAUUUCACUUACAGCAAAAUGUUUUUUUUGGUCUGCAGUUGUCGAUGACCUUAAAAACAGGCGCAUAAGCGGGACUUGGGGCGAUAGCUUGCUCAGUACAGACUCAACAAGCGAGCAAGCUAGCGAGGUCAAAUGUCAACCUCUCGUCCGCCCCACAGCCUGCGUUAGAAGCUUGAACAGAUCUUACGAUGGGGGUUGAAUGGUAUUUGUACAAUGAAAAUACAGGUAGCUCAUCAGAAUGUGUUGACAAUGUAGAUUGAGGGAAGGACUGAGGAAAGGACUGAUUGCGUUUAUCAGGUUCGAAAGGUAGCGUCGUCAUGCAGGAUUUCGAAUGUUCAAAGAUUCAUUCUGGAUGCAAUUUGGAUUAGUAACUGUACCAGUGGCUUGUAUUAUGAAAGACUAGCAUUUGUACAUGAUGUUAAACUUACUGAAUCGAUUGCAAAGACGUUCGAAUCCCAGCA
Physcomitrium patens is the source of this 3454-nucleotide messenger RNA. RefSeq names its product protein PHR1-LIKE 2. Gene Ontology annotation, molecular function: DNA binding; DNA-binding transcription factor activity. The record is from RefSeq and is a predicted model, not a curated record. Lineage: Eukaryota; Viridiplantae; Streptophyta; Bryopsida; Funariales; Funariaceae.